AUGUCAGUCGUCCCGGAGCGAAUGCCCGACUCGACAACAGCAGUACAUCCAGAGUAUGAUCAUUCGCCGGAUUUUAUGACAGCAGCCAGCUCUGGAGGUUUUCAGCAGCGCGUUCUCGCAGUAAAACCAACUAAAUAUAAUGUCGAUGGCACCGCUUUGUUAGACAGCGCAUCGCAACAGUUUUGCGGCUUAGGACCAAACGGAACUCUAAUUUUUCUCGACGCUUCAGAACAAAUAUAG
Gongylonema pulchrum is the source of this 240-nucleotide messenger RNA. The record is from the annotation of a GenBank genome assembly. NCBI's taxonomy places the organism in Eukaryota, Metazoa, Nematoda, Chromadorea, Rhabditida, Gongylonematidae.